AAUUGCUACUGCUAGCAGUUAGCUACAGUUAGCUCGCUCGACGAACCACGAUAUUACACAAAGCGCCGCUCACGAUAUCAGCAGCUAAACUGCGAGCGGCAAACAAAUAGGGAAUUUUACGAGUUUAAAAUAUAUUUCAGGAAUUUAAAAUGCUGUGAAUUGCACGUAUCAUGACACAGCACGUACAUAUUAGGUUACCUUUCAACCAGGAAUUCAAACCUUCCUUCUUCUCCUUAUUGUUUAAUGGCGGGUGGCACCGGAGCGCUUUCGAGACCUUUCCUUUUACCGACUUCCGUUUCGUUUUCGCCUGCCUUUUGUCUUCUUCAUCCUCUGCAUUUUCCCGGACCACGACCGAAGCGCCACCCACAGUGCAGGAGGAUAGGGUCUUGUGAGAGUGACGAAACUCGAAGGAGAGACAACAACAGCUUGCAAAGAAGAGUUAGGAGGAGUCUUCCUGUUUUCACUCUGAGCAGCAACACCGUUAGUUAGUUCCCUCCAGCUUUUCUCUGGAUGGAGUAAAAGCACGUAGGCUUAUCUUCAAAUUAAAAACUUCAACACACAGCCUUUCAUCAUUCAAUGUCAACAGGUCGAUUCGCCUUCUCCUGACUUCAUCAACAACUUUAAUGAUGAAUCUGUCCGCGACAUUGGAGACGGAGGAGGAUCUCCUGACUUGUCUCCAAAUCAAGUUCUACCACCCUCAGCAGAGCUCUAAGGGUCUGUACGAGCUGCUGCCUCUGAGGAACAGGAGCAGACAUUCAGUCGACGACCCCAUCAAGCUGGGACGUGACGCCCAGGCCUGCACUUUCACCCUGGUCGAUAUCCGGGUGUCCCGCAAACAGCUGGCCCUCCACGCAUACCGCACGCCCCAGAGCCCGGAUCUGCUGUUCACCAUCCAGAGCUUGAGCCAGAAGGGGCGACUGUCCGUGAACGGCUGCGCCCUUGGCCACCUAGAAAGGAUGGACCUCCCGGACAAGGCCCUGGUCCGGUUCGGAGGGUAUGAGAUGCUGAUCAUCCGAGAGGCCGGCGAGGCCAAGGGGAGCUUCGAGGUGGAGUUUGAGGUGCUGGAGGUGCCCCCGUCCAGAGAGACGUGCAUGUGUGUGCCCACUUCCACAGCGGUCAUGGACACAGGAUCACGCGCGUUCAACAGUUACCCGGCUGAACUCACGGCACUUGGGCCCCUGGAGACUGAUGAGACUCUCAUGUAUCAUUCAUGACGAGCCACACUGCUCCGUGAAACGUUACUUUUUACUGUAUUGUCUUGCGUUUCAGUGCAAUACAAUCUGCUGUGUAGUUGUUACAUUAGAGUUCAAUAUAAGAUCCCUCUUUGUAAUGUGAAAUCCAAGUAUUAUUUUGCACCCUAUAUCUUACUCCAUGUAUACAGAUUCAAAAGCUGUGAUCUUAAUAUAACUUUUGUUUUAAGUGUAAACGGCUUAAAGAUAUUAUUAAAUGUAUUUACAUUUUCAACCUAUUUAACAUUAAAGUUUUUGGUACCAA
Messenger RNA from Micropterus dolomieu (smallmouth bass), 1494 nucleotides. RefSeq names its product TRAF interacting protein with forkhead associated domain (gene tifa). NCBI's taxonomy places the organism in Eukaryota, Metazoa, Chordata, Actinopteri, Centrarchiformes, Centrarchidae. Bases 624 to 1214 code for a protein of 196 amino acids. Gene Ontology annotation, molecular function: protein binding. The transcript has 3 exons. The record is from RefSeq and is a predicted model, not a curated record. Gene Ontology annotation, biological process: canonical NF-kappaB signal transduction.